This is a messenger RNA of Mytilinidion resinicola, 1834 nucleotides long. RefSeq lists its product as uncharacterized. The transcript has 2 exons. Gene Ontology annotation, molecular function: SNARE binding. The coding region runs from base 212 to 1834 and encodes 540 amino acids. NCBI's taxonomy places the organism in Eukaryota, Fungi, Ascomycota, Dothideomycetes, Mytilinidiales, Mytilinidiaceae. Gene Ontology annotation, cellular component: lytic vacuole; endosome. Gene Ontology annotation, biological process: SNARE complex assembly. The record is from RefSeq and is a predicted model, not a curated record.
CCUACAAAUACACGCCGCUUAUAUUCACUACUCGCCCUUACGUUCUUGGCUGUCGCUACUUUCAAAACACAACUAAUAGCAGGCUGGUGAAUAUGGAGCGUUAAAUACCCUGAGAGCCGCCCGCCGCAACCAUGCUGCCUUACAGCUUCGCUCUCCGCACAUACACCACCAUCGGUUGGAUAACCUCGAUCCGCCCACCCCACCAAGCACCAUGGAGUGCACUAUCUGUACGAGGGCCAUAGGCUCCGAAUUGUCACCUUUUAACUGCGCAACAUGCGCCCGAGCUACCCUGUUCCCCUACCGUGCGCAGCUCGCAGAAGUCCUCCUAGAACGCGAGAAAGAAGCAAAGCGCGUCACCGCCGUAGUCCAGGGAGAUGAGAGUGCAGAAACCCACUACAGCAUCCGUAACUCGCACACAACUAUAAUGGUGGACCGGGAAAAGUGCACCAUGGGCGCGGAGCUGGAGCAAACAAAGGCUGAAACAGCCUUGAUUAAGGAGACUACAACCCAGAUCAACGAGCAUGCUACUAUGCUUCACCAGCAGAUAGAGCAAGCUAGAAAGGAUCUCGCUGCUCGAAAGGCUGUCCUUGCCCAGCGUCGCUCUGAUCUCCAGUCGGUUGGGCAUAACAUCACUGCUCGACGAAAGAAGGAGCUGGAUAAAGUACAAGAGACCAUCCAGAAAACGGAACAUAGCUGGGACAAGUAUCAUAGCGGUACCGUAAAGGCUCGCGUAACACUCUGUGAAGAAGCUGCCAAGCUCUCUGGUUUGAAGCAGAAGUGGCGGAAGGCUAAAGACGGGGGUUUGUACGAUGUAUAUUACAUCGGCCCGGGCGAUACCCUUCCAAUCGUCGAUCUUCGAGACUUGAACAAUGCUUCGUUCUUUGAGGUUUCGGCUUCCAUGACAGCUGUAGCUCAGCUCGUGGUUCAAAUAUCUCACUACCUUACCGUCCGUCUUCCCGCCGAGAUCACACUAGCACACCGAGACUAUCCCCUUCCAACAAUAUUCUCUCCAUCCUCAUCCUAUCAGUCUCGAGACGUACCUUUCCCGGGGUCAACGCCAACAGCUUCGACGAGCAAUAGCCCUGAUGCAUCGCGAAACUUUGAGCACCACAGGCCUCUCCCGCAUCCUCGAACACUAUUCAUUGACCGACCGCUGAUGGACCUGGCUACGCAGGAUCCGCAAGCCUACGCUAUGUUUCUUGAAGGAGUGUCACUCCUGGCAUACGACGUAGCUUGGCUGUGCCGAACCCAAGGCAUGCAGGAUGAGUUCAACGACUGGGAAGAUGUCUGCUCCAUGGGAAAGAACUUGUUCCGUCUUCUUCUUGAGCAGGGCCAUCGACCAGAAACGACCAGAAACGAUUCGCUACGAGAGCCCACAUCCGGUGCUGGCAGGAGUCAAACCGGAACGCCGACACAACCUUCUAAAGCGAGUGUCAAAUUCGGCGAAUUCUCUCAUGGCACAUCCCACUCCUUUCUCGGGGCCGCUGAAAAUGCGGGCUACCUCCGAGGUUGGAAAUUGACACCACCCAAAAUCGUUGACAGCUUGAAGGCUAUGCUACUUGCCGAUCAGCAAGUCCAAGGCUGGGAGGUGCUAGACCAGAAAGAGUGGCACGGCAUGGACGAUGUGAUCGCUGAAGAGCCCAUCCUUGUUGGGCCAAAGCGGAGGAACACGGGUCUAACAGACGAUACCCGCAGUGUGAUGAGUGUGGCCACAUCUGCAGCGGCUACGGCCGCCACCGCAGCUGUUGAGACCGAGGGCGCGGGACAGGGGAAAGCGAGGGGCGUGAACGGGUGGACGAAGUUGAAGAGCCGAACGAGCGAAGGUUCGAAAUAG